Molecule: messenger RNA, 2946 nt
Organism: Talaromyces amestolkiae
Lineage: Eukaryota; Fungi; Ascomycota; Eurotiomycetes; Eurotiales; Trichocomaceae
Exons: 4
Coding region: 1-2946 (981 amino acids)
Biological process (GO): positive regulation of transcription by RNA polymerase II; negative regulation of transcription by RNA polymerase II
Molecular function (GO): RNA polymerase II cis-regulatory region sequence-specific DNA binding; DNA-binding transcription factor activity, RNA polymerase II-specific; zinc ion binding
Source: RefSeq, a predicted model, not a curated record
AUGUUCCCAAGUUUUCGUUCUUUCCUUCCUGUCGUUCCCUUCCUUCCCAGUCCGCAAAUUCCCAGUCAGGUCAGUGGUCGUCGGUCUGUCGGUCGGGCGAUUCACCUGAGCUUCAAGACCAACAAGCACUCUUCAUACCCUUCUUACCACCUCAUCUCCGACUCUUUCUGUUCGCUAUCCAAACACUUCUCUACGCUCAUUGUGUGUGGUGGGCUGUUUGAACAAGUCGUGAUCCUUUUUCAUCGGCUUUUUUUUUUCUUUGGCUUUAUUUCCUAUGUUCGUGAGGUGUUUUCGCAAGUUUUCUUUGGCCUGCCUCGGAUUCGUGAAGACCGCCCCGGACGUAUCCCCUCGUAUGCCUUUGUCUCGCCUGUAGCCGCUCCCCUCCCAAAUAUCUCAUCGCUCAACAACACCGGCAAACUGGAUUUCCCAAUCGAAGACAGCAUCGCCAAAGGGGCGUUGCUGGGCGACACCGUCUUCCCCGACUGGCAAGAUGGCACCUCUCACGAUAAUGCGGUCGACGGUCCCGACGAGAUGCAGCGAAAGGAUCCUCUGGCAACGCAGAUAUGGAAAUUGUACUCGCGGACAAAGUCUCAAUUGCCCAAUCAGGAACGUAUGGAGAAUCUGACUUGGCGGAUGAUGGCGAUGAGUCUGAAGCGUCAGGAAAGAGAGCGAGCCGAACAAGCACGCCUCGCUGCUCAGCAAGCUGCUCAGACUGCUCAAAAGCCUUCUUCCACAACUCCAAGUGGAAUUGCUCAGCUGCGCCAGGCCACCCAGAGCAACAACACCGCUCCUGCCUCUGCCUCGGCUGAUUUCAUGAACCUGGACGAGUUCAUCGUGCCUUCAUCCAUUGGCUCACCGGCUGGCAUUGAAACUCUACCUACUAGUUCCGACCACAACAUCGCCCCUCAGUCCUAUUCGGUCGCUCAAUCUGGCAUUCCCAUCAAGGCCCGCAAGGACCAGAACGUCUCGCAAGCCCCGCUUAUCCCAGCUUCCUUGCCUCAUCCUCCGCAAGAAUUGCGUCGCAACGACGAGUUCGGUUACGUGCAGCGCCGUGUACGGAAAACCAGUGUAGACGACCGCAAAGCACCUCGCAAGCGACCUGCGGAAUUCUCCCCUCAAGUCGUUCCUACCUCCAAUCUGAUGGUGCAACAGAAUGAUCAGGAAUUGGACACUGCCAUGAUGCCAGACUACAGCUUGGACCAACCGCACUCCGGCUUUCCUCAUCAUAACAGCCAUACCUCCCCCACUGUGCCUUUCAAUCUCGAUACCUUCCAGAUCAAUGACGACCCUAUCCUUACGUCUGCGGGGCCCUUCCAGCAGAACUUUACUUUCUCUCCUACAGAGUCGCCAUUGGUGACUUCGGGACCCUUCAGUCAUGUCUAUGCUCAGACUCCUAUGGGUUCAUCACUGAACUCAACCGAUUUCUAUUCUCCCCCUCAAUCCGGCUAUCAGUCUACUGCGUCGACUCCUCAACCUGUCUAUGACGGAGAGCACUCGAUGUACUUUGAGCAGAACUCCAUGGAUGCUCGUGUUCAACGCAGAGUCCCCGUCUAUGCUGCCCCUAGUCAUCGCACAUCCAACCUCACUGCCUCUUUGCAACCUCGAUAUAUGUAUGGUUCCAAAACCGAUCCAAAUGCUGCAACCUACAAUACCAUGAGCGGACCCCCUUCUAGCAUUCCUUCUCCUGGAUUCGCAUCCCAUCAACACAUUGAUCCGUCGUCCGUAAUCACUCACAAUGACUUCUCCGCCCCUCCCUCGCAUCACAACCUGAACUUGACUAGCAGUGAGAACAUGUUCACCUUUGGAGCCGACUCCGACAAUGAAGACGAUGAUGGAACUACCUUUCCAGACCAGAACAUGGCCAUGCAGACUGAUUUUCAAGGUAUGGACGAUAUUUCUGGUGACAUGUCCUCGGGCUUGCAAUGGGAUGCUCAGCUUGCUGGUCACUAUGGCUCUAUGCCAAACUUUUCAGGUCUGCAUCAUGGAAGGAUGGGAGAUGUCAUGGAUCAGUCGCAUGAUUGGGAAAGUGCAAGUCUGCCCCGCGGGCAUGCCUCAACAACCAACAUGAGUGGUCGACCAAAACUUGGACGUGCAAAUACAGAUCACAUGGGCAUGCCGAUGCAGUCGCAUACGUCACCCAACACACCGCCUGAGUCUGGAUUCAGCAGCGUCGCACCGUCCCGGCCUGCUAGCCCUGGCGGCACUAAACCCGGUGAUUCGGGUGCUCCGACUACUUGUACCAACUGCUUCACUCAGACGACGCCCCUGUGGCGUCGCAAUCCUGAGGGACAACCUCUUUGCAAUGCCUGUGGUCUGUUCUUGAAACUUCAUGGCGUAGUUCGACCUCUGUCUCUCAAAACUGAUGUGAUCAAGAAGCGCAAUCGCGGUGGAGGAAACAACCUUGCGAUUGGCGUAUCUGCGGCCCGGUCCAAGAAAGGUUCUCGCAAGAACUCAGUACAACAGACUCCCGUUGUUACACCGCCAAGUUCAAGCAAAUUACAGAGCACCAAUGCCUCGGAGUCACCGCCAUCUAUCGCUGGCUCGACCACUUCUGGUACCGGGUCGAAUGGUGUCGCUGGUUCUGUCAAGAGUGGCGUUGUCCCUAUUGCAGCCGCUCCCCCAAAGACCACGCCAUCUGCUGGUGCUCAAGCCAGAGCAAUUCAGGUUGCUCCCAAGCGUCAACGGCGACUUGACAAAGACUCCAUUGGUUCUCUGGCAAGCAUUCAAGCUAGCUUGUCUCAGGACAGCCCAGAAGCAGCCUCGGAUGAUACGAAUAUUGAUAAUAGCAAAGCUGGUGCUGGCUCAUCGGCAGCCGCCAGAUCUAAAAAUGUACCGCUGGCACCAGCCAUGCCACCGGCAGCUACGAACCCGGCCCAUCACAGUCUGGCUGCAGGAUCCGGUCAGACAGCUAGUCAGGAGUGGGAGUGGUUGACAAUGAGUCUGUAA